Plasmodium cynomolgi strain B is the source of this 1893-nucleotide messenger RNA. Its product is annotated as Pvstp1. The transcript is spliced from 2 exons. The record is from RefSeq and is a predicted model, not a curated record. Lineage: Eukaryota; Apicomplexa; Aconoidasida; Haemosporida; Plasmodiidae. The annotation marks the transcript as partial.
GAUCCCAAGGGGGAUCCAAAAAACCUUAUAACACAAGGAAGUACAGGAGACUCUGCUCAAACAACAGUGGAAAAGAACGAUGAUCCGGUAAGCAUUGACAACAACGGAAAACCUGGAAGUCCUGCUAUUUCGGAUAUGAAAGUUCCAUCCAGUUCAAAAAGUAACACGGUGGAUUCACCAACCACUAUAAUGGUACGAAAUCCCGACGAAAAACAUGCUACAACACCAAAAACACAAGAAAAUGUUAAUAAUCCAAUAGCAUCACCUGCAUUACCAAAGGAUCAAGUACAUGUUACAAAUAAUACAGAAACACCAAAUGGAACACCAAGCAAACCUGAUUCCAAUCCACCUACAACCAAACCUGACGUCCCCUUCGACAUCAUCCCAUAUAUCCCCCUUAUCCCUGUAUUGGUCGGAAUAAUCGUCAUUAUUUUCCUUCUCAGUAAGUUUUUUGGAAUUUUUGGCAGAAGAAAGAGAAGAUAUAAAAAAAUACAGCAAAUAGAAGGGAAACCUCCCUUCUUGGAACAACACAUCCUAGAUCACAUCGAACAUGCACAAGAGGAAGCUCCAUGGACUCAGGAUGGGGACACACGGUCUUAUGUGUACAGAAUGAUUAAAAAACGCCAACCCCGAUUUACGCAAAAAGGGCAUCUAAAACAGACUGUUAACCAACGCCGCCGCAAGACAAUCAUUAUUGAUAUCCACUUGGAAGUCUUAGACGAAUUCCAAACACAAGACCGAGAAUUAACCAGGGAAGAUUUUCUCCAAAUCAUCGUGGACGAAUUCAUGCAACACGAACGAGAGUUCCUAGAAGGAAAACAUACAGUGGGUGGCCAUUCCUCCAACCAUGAUUCAUGGAGAACCGGUUCCAUAGAAAUGAAUAUGCGUAAUAGGGACGAAAUAGGAAUAGAGAAGAUUCUUCCAUGGAACGUACAUGGGAACGUAAACUCGAACUUAAACUGUGACGUAAAAUUGAACACAAACUGGAUUGACUGGAUACAAAGAAAUAAAGGGUUUUUGGAAGAAUGCAAACAUCAACCUUGGUUCCAUGCCUUAAAAGCCGAAUGGAAACAAGAGCAGCACGAAUAUAUACAGCGGGAAUAUGGGAAGAUCGAGGAAUCCGGGAAAAUGGCAGAAUCAACACAGAACCCAUUAAGCGCAUUCCAUGAGAAGAAUGAUAUUCCAUUCAUAGAAAUGCAAAAGGGUUUGUGGAGACAGUGGGUGUCGAAGCAACAUAAACUUAUGGACAUGUACAAGGAACAAGAUUGGUUUAUGAAUUUGUUGAACGACAUAGAAGAGAAGGAAGUAGAAGAAGUGCUAACAGUGGAAGAAGCGGUAGAAGUGGAAGUAGUAGGGGAAGAAGAAGUGCUAGGAGUGGAAGAACUAGAGAAGCAACAACUGUAUCAAGAAUUCCAUAAGAGAAAACAAUUAGUAGCAAAAUUAUGGAUGCUUAUCCUGGCAUUGGUAAUAGAAGAAUGCGAAAUGGAAGAUAACAUUCAUGACAAAGAGUUAUAUUUGGAUAGUUUAUUACAAAAUUUGAAACCAAAAGGGUAUUCUGGUGAAAAAACAUAUAAUGCUGAAAUGAUAUGCGAGUCAAACGACAUUUUUGAAGGAAACAAAAAUAAUGAAACAGAUAAAUACAAAAAUGAAGAGUGGUUUAGCCAAUUGAAUGAUGAUUUCAUAAACAACGAUGAUAAUACAUAUAUAUUAUCUAACAAAAAUGAUCUAGAUAAACCAGAACUAGUAUUAGAAAACGACAAUACAUUAUAUAAUGAUACAAAUAAGAUUCCCAAGGAUGUCGUACAAAUGGAAUCAACAGAGAAUACCAUUGAAUCAGAUUUCUUAAAUGUAUCGACAAGUAAUGAGCGAAAAUUCGUAGAAGCAUAUAAGUAA